Molecule: messenger RNA, 1674 nt
Organism: Lineus longissimus
Lineage: Eukaryota; Metazoa; Nemertea; Pilidiophora; Heteronemertea; Lineidae
Product: neuronal acetylcholine receptor subunit alpha-10-like
Exons: 6
Coding region: 220-1674 (484 amino acids)
Biological process (GO): signal transduction; regulation of membrane potential; chemical synaptic transmission
Cellular component (GO): neuron projection; plasma membrane; synapse
Molecular function (GO): acetylcholine-gated monoatomic cation-selective channel activity; transmembrane signaling receptor activity
Source: RefSeq, a predicted model, not a curated record
UGACAGCACAUGCGUGACGUUCUGUUUGCCAUGGUUAUGGAGAGCCACUGAUAGGAUUAUAUAAUAAUCAUGUGAUUGUGAGAGUUGAAAGCAGCUACGCAGAGAACAUUUAACGCUUGUUCGGCGGAUGGACUCAUUUCACAAUGGGUAAUAGUGGUUAUUUCCAGAAUUAAAUCCGAUACGUUGUUAAAUUACUGAGGUUUGUCAAAAAUCCCAAACAUGGAAUCUCAAAGGACCAUAUCUUCAUGGACAAGCAUCCUGGUCGCAGUUCUCAUCAUCAGUCAAUGUCUCUCAGGGGCAACUGGGCUCACAUCAUGGGCAGCCAACAUAACAAGCGAGGACCUUCUGCUGGCCGAUCUCCUCAAUGGGUACGACGAACGAGUGAGGCCUGUGGCGGAUCCAUUGACAGCUUUAUCAGUAACGGUCUUCACAGGUAUAAACCAGAUCAUUUCAUUGGAUGAUCGCUCGCAGGUUUUGACUAUCUCUGCUUCGAUCAAUUUGAUGUGGUCUGAUGUACACUUGCGAUGGGACUCUACAGCCUAUGGCGGAAUUACCCAAACCUUUCUUCCCAUUGAGGACAUCUGGAAACCAGAUUUAGGAAUAGGGAACAGUGUCAACGUCCUGAGUUACGACUUGUCCGCAGAAGCUAAGAACAGAGCGGUCGUCUACAACUAUGGUAUAGUUCUAUGGAUAGUCACUGGGGUGUUCGAAGUCUCGUGCAAACUGGACAUGACGCGAUUCCCAUUCGAUACACAAGUCUGCCCCAUACCGAUCAUCUCCACAACUCACUUGAAAGACUUCUUACAGUUGACAACGAUGUUAGAUGACUCGUCGACGCUCUUCUACAUCAACAGUACUGAAUGGGAUCUCGUGUCAGCAAAACAGGAAGUAGGAGAUAGAAGUUUUCCAACGGAGGGCUCACCGACUGGUUACCUGACUUUGUCAGAGUUCACACUCAAUCUGACUCUAAAGAGGCGGACGGGAUACUACUGGGUCCAUCUCAUUAGUCCGUGUGUCUUCAUAUCCCUGCUCGUGACGAUGACUUUCUACAUGCCGAGUGAAGCCGGAGAGAAAAUCUCGUUCAGUGUGACAAUCCUGUUGGCGUUCACGGUCUACCAGCUAAUCAUAGCUGAAACACUACCCAAGACAUCGGAGACAACCUCACUCAUCUCCAUCUACCUCACCCUUUUGAUUGGCCUCUCAGCUACGUCUGUCGUGCUGGCGAUGCUUGUACUCAACAUCCAUCACCACGACCCGGACAAACCCGUCCCCAACUGGGCAAAGACACUAGUCUUCAGAAUUCUGGCAGUGAUCGCAUUCAAGCGUAAAGCAGUCGCGGAGCUUAAACUGGAAACGACAACCAAAAUCGUCCAAGUGCAGCCAAGCCCUAGUUCUGAUACUGUAUCAAUGAUAGGGGGCAGCACUGCUACCAUGACAACAGACAUCAGCACGAUUAUCCCAAUAAUUAGUGCAAAAGAACCAGAAAUGAGGCGUGUCCAGUUCGUCAUGCACAAUCAAGAUUCCUACGAACAAGACAAUCACCCUGGUAGCGGAAAGUACGCAAACAGCUGGAAGGUCGCCGCUGAAAUUCUUGAUAGGUUUUUCUUCAUGCUGUUCAUGCUGGUAACUGUUGUGUCUUCGGUGGUCAUGUUGAUUAUCAUACCACUCACAUAG